AUGUCUCAGUCCCAGGGCCCGGCUUUUUCAGGCCCAGAGUGGCCUCACAUGAGAGAGUGGCUCGACCAGGUGCUCACAACUCUCUGGGGUGGAGAGGAAUACCUGCCCCAAAUGCUUCAAGAGCAGAAAGAUAGUAUUCCCGCCCUUACCCUCGGGCAUCUCGCAGAUGUCUAUAUACUCGCUUUAACUAACGAUAUCGAUCGUAAUACGCUGUGGGAAGAAGGUGGAAUCCUUCAGAAAAGAUGGAAGGAAAACGGGGAGGUGCUAUCAGCAGUAAUGUGCAGAGCAGCGCUCAGAGAACUUCUAGAGGUUCUUAAUAUCAAUGCCCGCAGCGAAGAGAAACCGGCUCCGUGCGAUAUCUCUAUGAUCCAAGAGCUUGGUGGCCAAAGAAGACACUUCAUGACGAAGUUACUCUCGAAGUUCCUUGCCACGCUCGGCCGAAACUGGGACGAGGAAAUGGCAAGCGUCGCGAAUCUCCGCGAGGCUGGACUGGAUGCGACAAGAGAGCUAGAGAACCGAUACAUCAUCAGCAGAACGCUCCGGGCACCAAUUGCCGGGUUCAUCUUGGUCUAUCAGAAUACGCAAGGCCAGUGCGCCUGGGGCGCUCAGUGCGUUCAUCUCCUCAGGGAGCACUAG
This is a messenger RNA of Clonostachys rhizophaga, 636 nucleotides long. Lineage: Eukaryota; Fungi; Ascomycota; Sordariomycetes; Hypocreales; Bionectriaceae. The record is from the annotation of a GenBank genome assembly.